Molecule: messenger RNA, 705 nt
Organism: Penaeus monodon (black tiger shrimp)
Lineage: Eukaryota; Metazoa; Arthropoda; Malacostraca; Decapoda; Penaeidae
Product: follistatin-like
Exons: 3
Coding region: 35-688 (217 amino acids)
Biological process (GO): anatomical structure development
Molecular function (GO): extracellular matrix binding; protein binding; calcium ion binding
Source: RefSeq, a predicted model, not a curated record
UCCCUUCUGUCUCCCAGCAGCUACAUGUACCGGCAUGCGCUGCGGAGAGGACCGAAAGUGUGUGGUGCGCGACGGUGCCCCGAGGUGCGUGUGCAGCCCCCAGUGCCACCUGAAGCACAAGGCACCCGUGUGUGGCUCCGAUGGGCGGACUUACGUUUCGGAGUGCCAUCUCCUGAAACGGGCGUGCAGGAAGAGGAGGCGGCUGCUGGUCACGCAUUACGGACCUUGUCAGACAUGCAGCGGCGUGCGUUGCAGCGCGGGCAAGACCUGCGUCCUGGACGAGCAGUUGACCCCACGCUGCGUCCGAUGCCCAACGACCUGCCCAGCCCCGGAGAAGCCCCGGCCGAUCUGCGGCGCCGACGGCAGGACAUACCCCUCGCCGUGCCACCUGAAGAAGGGCAUCGUGCCGCGCCCAGAAGGAGAUUCCGAGAGCCUACAAGGGCGCCUGCCGAGAUGGCGCCACGUGCAACCUGGUGCGCUGCUGGCGGGACCAGAGAUGUCUGACGCACGUGAGCACGGGGAUGCCCCAGUGCACAUGGUGCGGCUCCUUGGAGUCGUGCAGGGCCUCUUCCCGCCCCGUCUGUGCCUCCGACGGGAAGGUGUACCCCUCGUGGUGCGCCCUUCGCCACGAGGCCUGUCGCUCCGGCCGCGCCCUACCUCCCGCCCUCCACCACCACUGCUCUGCUAGUGAGUACACCUGCCAUG